Messenger RNA from Cynara cardunculus var. scolymus (artichoke), 1971 nucleotides. RefSeq names its product probable nucleolar protein 5-2. Gene Ontology annotation, molecular function: snoRNA binding. The record is from RefSeq and is a predicted model, not a curated record. The transcript is spliced from 8 exons. Lineage: Eukaryota; Viridiplantae; Streptophyta; Magnoliopsida; Asterales; Asteraceae. Bases 67 to 1674 code for a protein of 535 amino acids. Gene Ontology annotation, cellular component: small-subunit processome; box C/D methylation guide snoRNP complex.
UCAGCCGUCACCUUCAAUUUUCUUAAACCCUAGACCCUCUUCCUCCAUACCUGCUUCUUCAAGAUCAUGUUAGUCUUGUUUGAAACACCAGCAGGCUUUGCCCUUUUCAAAGUGUUGGAUGAAGGAAAGCUCUCCAAAGUUGAUGAUUUAUGGAAGGACUUCUCAUCCGCAGAUACAGCAAGACAGGUGGUAAAACUAAAAGCUUUCUCCAAGUUUGAGAACACUUCAGAGGCACUUGCAGCAGCCACCUUGUUAAUUGAUAGCAAACCCACCAAAGGUUUGCGCAAGUUCUUGCGUGCUCAUUGCGAUGGUGAAACACUAGCUGUUGCAGACUCCAAACUCGGAAAUGUGAUCAAGGAUAAGCUGCAAAUUGAAUGUGUGCACAACCAUGCUGUGAUGGAACUUAUGAGAGGUGUUAGAAGUCAAUUGACUGAACUCAUAACUGGUCUGGGUGCCCAAGAUCUAGCUCCAAUGAGCUUGGGUUUAUCACAUAGCUUGUCCAGAUACAAGCUUAAGUUCAGUCCUGAUAAGGUGGAUACCAUGAUCAUUCAAGCUAUUGGCUUGUUAGAUGAUCUUGAUAAAGAGCUUAACACUUAUGCAAUGAGGGUCCGCGAAUGGUACGGCUGGCAUUUUCCCGAGCUUGCGAAGAUUGUUCAAGACAACAUUCUUUAUGCCAAGGCAGUUAAGCUCAUGGGUUAUCGGACAAAUGCUGCAAAACUCGAUUUCUCAGAGGUACUCUCUGAAGAGGUUGAGACCGAACUAAAGGAGGCAGCUGUGGUUUCUAUGGGAACUGAAAUCAGUGAUCUUGAUUUGAUUAAUAUUAAGGACUUGUGUGAUCAAGUACUGUCUCUAUCAGAGUACAGAGCUCAACUGUUUGAUUAUUUGAAGAGCAGAAUGAAUACGAUUGCUCCAAAUCUUACUGCUCUUGUUGGAGAACUUGUGGGUGCUCGACUCAUUGCUCAUGGGGGUAGCUUGUUAAAUCUUGCUAAACAGCCGGGGAGCACUGUUCAGAUUCUUGGUGCAGAGAAGGCUCUUUUUAGGGCUUUGAAGACAAAGCAUGCCACGCCUAAGUAUGGGCUCAUUUUCCAUGCAAGUUUAAUUGGUCAAGCCGCACCAAAGAUUAAAGGGAAAAUGUCUCGCUCUCUUGCUGCCAAAACGGCAUUAGCAAUUCGGUAUGAUGCUCUUGGAGAUAGCCAAGACAAUUCUAUGGGGAUGGAGAAUCGUCUCAAGCUAGAAGCAAGACUAAGGAAUCUUGAAGGGCGAGAACUAGGGCGUUCCGCGGGAUCAACUAAAGGCAAACCUAAGAUAGAAGUGUACAACAAGGAUCAAAAGAAAGGAUCUGGGGCAAUGAUAACACCAGCCAAGAGCUACAAUCCAGCAGCGGACUCUGUUCUUGGACGGUUAGAAGCUGAGGCUGAAGAAGCACAGAUGGAUGAGGGAAAGAAAGAUGAAAAGAAAAAGAAAAAGAAGGUUGUUACAGAUGAAGAAGCAGAUGAAGAUGUUGGCAAGGAAGAGAAGAAGAAAAAGAAGAGGAGGCAUGCAGAUGAGGAAGCUGGUGAGGUGCAGAAUGGAGAAGAGAAGAAGAAAAAGAAGAGGAAGCAUGCAGAAGCUGAUGAAGCAGAAACACCAAGUAAGAAGAAAGAGAAGAAGAAAAAGAAGACGACAGAGGUAUAGAAGAGAAUGGAAGGAUCAAAUAGAUGAACAAUUUUGGGUAUCUGAGUAACAAUUGGUGCUUUAGGGAGAGCCUAGCAGUGUUUGAUUUGGCUGUUUCAGUUUGUUCUCCAUAUGUAAUGUAACUUUAGUGGCAGAGGACAUAAUAUUUGCUAUAAAUUAGUUGCACUGCAACUUGUGGCCAAUCUCAUCUCUUUUACUUGAAACCAUAUCAAUAUUCAACAAUUGAGAAACAUGUAAUUCACAGGUUCUUUUUCCUUCUUCAACUUAUAUAUGAUAUCAUUACUAUUGCCAUAUCAA